ACAGCAAGAAGUGAAGUUGCAUACCUGCUUGCAUCGGCACAUUCCGCACUUUGCAAUUUGUGUUCAUGUUUGGCUCAAAUGCGGCUUUACCAACGCAGCCGGGCAGAGUCCGGAACGUUCUAAGUCGAGUCUCUCUUGGCUCGGGAAGCCGAGCCAAGUUCCAUAGGCGGCCAAGCCCGCGCUGGAGUCUGAUGUUCGCUCGAAGACAAGAUGUGGCAGCUUCACCUGACAGCAUUCAUGCUGUGACAAAGUCACUCCAAAAGCUGGCAGUCCUGCUGUUGAUGCUGGUCGCACUGGUGUGUGGCCACAUCCUGCUUUUCCAUUUGCGUUCCGUGCUGGUGCCUUUCGUGCUCAGUGCGCUGGUGAUUUGUGCAGUUGAGCCAACUGUCAAUUGCCUCUACAAGGGCUUUGCGGGGCACGCGCCGCCUUAUAGGUGGUUUUGUUGCUGCUGCCACAGAAGGAGGCAAAGAGAGUCAGACUUUGGAGAGGAGACCGGUGAUGCAGGGCGAUCUGUGUUGGUGCCUCUCAGCGGAUUCAAUGACGACGAUCCGGUGUGCGAAGGAGCUGCUCGCUGCGCUUCAGUUAGCAUUGCGAUUUGUUUAAUCCUUCUCGUCGCCACCGUACUGGCUGGAUCUCUUCUAGCAGGUGCCCUGCAUCUUCGGGAAAGCUGGUCCAGCUACUCCCUUGGCGCCAGCAAUUUGGUGGAGUGGCUUCAAAACACCACCAAGAAGCUGUCAGUACGACUGCAGCUGGGUCACCAAACCGAUGCACACUUGAAUGGGUUUUACACGUACCUGCUGGACAAGGGCCAAUCAUUGGUGUCUUCUGUAGUGGAGGAGAUUAUUGCUGACGUUUCUUCGUGCGUGGUGAGCCUGAUCAUCAUAUUAUUGUAUGUGAUCUUCGGGCUUUUGCACCCGUUGCCGAUUGGUGGCAAGGUCAGCAACCUUGUUCGAAGCUAUCUUUGGAAGAAGACCUUUGUUUCGCUGUUGUAUGGCUUCUCUGUAUCUGCCCUCUUCUUGCUUUUGCACAAUGACUUGGCCAUCUUUUUCGGAAUUGUGUCGUUCUUCUUCAACUACGUCCCAGAAGUUGGCACAAUCAUCGCCAUCAUCAUUCCGAUGCCUGUGAUCCUGUUGGACGGCCGACUUGAAUCUCCUGCGACGACGCUGGCAAAGGCGAGCAUCGGACAGCUGGCGAUGAAAAUCGUGUUCAACAACAUCAUCGAGACGUCGCUCAUUCAAGCGGACCAAGAGAUGAAGAUUCACCCAGUUUGGGUGUUGCUGACGAUCAACUAUUUCGGCUUUAUUUGGGGACCCAUGGGCAUGAUGAUCGGUGUGCCGAUCCUGUCCGUGCUGAAAGGGGCAGCUGUGUCUGCAAUAGAGCUCAAUGACGAGAAGGACGACGUGACCAAGGCCUGGGCCGAAUCCUUCUUGGCGUGCUUGGAGGGCCGUCCGCACAAGGCCAGGGAGAAGCUGGAGCUUGUCAUCGGAGCAGCGAUGGCAUUUCCCGAGAGCUUGGAGGCUGCCAGACAGCAGGAGAAGGAAAAGCUGAGGAGUAUGUCCACUGAUGCUGCAGCGUAGUGACUUCGGGACAGCCGCACAGCUUCUGGUCCAAAAGUCGUGCACACUGGAGCAGCGCCCAGCCAAAAACGUU
Effrenium voratum is the source of this 1650-nucleotide messenger RNA. The record is from the annotation of a GenBank genome assembly. NCBI's taxonomy places the organism in Eukaryota, Dinophyceae, Suessiales, Symbiodiniaceae.